This is a messenger RNA of Penicillium diatomitis, 1605 nucleotides long. RefSeq names its product sugar porter family MFS transporter. Gene Ontology annotation, biological process: transmembrane transport; carbohydrate transport. Gene Ontology annotation, molecular function: carbohydrate:proton symporter activity. The transcript is spliced from 4 exons. Bases 1 to 1605 code for a protein of 534 amino acids. Gene Ontology annotation, cellular component: membrane. The record is from RefSeq and is a predicted model, not a curated record. NCBI's taxonomy places the organism in Eukaryota, Fungi, Ascomycota, Eurotiomycetes, Eurotiales, Aspergillaceae.
AUGGGUAUCCUGCUCAAGCAACCCGAGGGCACGGCUGGCAAGGCUUGGCCUGCCAUCUUGAUCAGUGGUUUCGUUGCCUUUGGAGGUAUUCUCUUUGGUUAUGACACAGGAACGAUUAGCGGCAUCCUUGCUAUGCCUUACUGGGACAAAACCUUCUCGACGGGAUACCGAAACGCAGACGGCCUCUUGACCAUUACUGCUAGUCAAUCGGCUGCUAUCGUGUCGAUUCUUUCCGCUGGAACUUUCUUCGGCGCGCUGGGUGCCGCCCCAAUGGGUGAUUUCGUUGGUCGCCGCUGGGGCUUGAUUGCCUCAACCGGUGUUUUCACUGUCGGUGUGAUUUUGCAAACCGCUGCCACAGCAAUUCCCAUGUUCCUGGCGGGUCGUUUCUUUGCGGGUUUUGGUGUUGGUUUGAUUUCUGCCCUGAUCCCCCUCUACCAAUCUGAGACGGCCCCGAAAUGGAUCCGUGGUUUCAUUGUCGGUUCAUAUCAAUUCGCCAUCACAAUCGGCCUGCUGCUUGCCGCUAUUGUGAACAAUGCUACCCACAAUCGCGAUGAUACCGGUUCUUACCGCAUUCCCAUUGCAAUCCAGUUCGCCUGGGCAAUUGUCCUCGUGGUGGGCAUGCUAAUUCUCCCUGAGACCCCACGCUUCCUGAUCAAGAGGGACAACUACGACGGCGCUGUCCGCAGUCUUGCACGCCUCCGCCGUCUCCCCCACGAUGACACCGCUCUGCUUGAGGAGCUCGCUGAGAUCCAAGCCAACCAUGAGUAUGAGCUCAGCGUCGGAACUGCCAGCUACAUGGAAUGUUUCAAGGGUAACCUCGGCAAGCGUCUCCUGACCGGAUGCCUUCUCCAGGGUCUCCAGCAGUUGACCGGUAUCAACUUCAUUUUCUACUACGGCACUCAGUUCUUCAAGAACUCUGGUUUCACCAACGAGUAUGCGAUCACUUUGAUCACCAGCUGUGUCAAUGUCGGCUCUACCAUUCCCGGUCUGUAUGCGAUUGACAAAUGGGGCCGACGUCCUGUUCUGCUCUGGGGUGCCAUUGGUAUGACUAUCUCUCAACUUCUGGUUGCCGUCCUUGGAACAACCACCACCAGUCAGGAUGCACUUGGCAACAUUAUUGUCCACAACUAUGCUGCUCAGAAGGCCGCUAUUGCCUUCAUCUGUAUCUAUAUCUUCUUCUUCGCCGCGUCCUGGGGUCCCAUUGCUUGGGUCGUCACUGGUGAAAUCUUCCCCCUCAAGGUUCGCGCAAAGUCUCUUUCGAUGACCACCGCCACCAACUGGCUCCUGAACUGGGCUCUGAGCUACUCCACUCCUUAUCUCGUCAACUACGGACCCGGUAAUGCCAACCUGCAAUCCAAGAUUUUCUUCAUCUGGUUUGGCUGCUGCUUCUUGUGCAUUGCCUUUGUCUACACCAUGAUCUAUGAGACCAAGGGCCUUACUCUGGAAGAGGUGGAUGAGCUCUACAAUGAGGUGAGCUCGGCUCGCAAGAGUGUGGGCUGGACUCCCACAGUGACUUGGACUCAGAAGCAGGAGCAAAAUCACAUGGAGAAGGGUGGUGUCCCAGAGCAUCAGGAGUUCAAGCAGGCUCAGACCUCUGAGCUCUGA